Molecule: messenger RNA, 336 nt
Organism: Maudiozyma saulgeensis
Lineage: Eukaryota; Fungi; Ascomycota; Saccharomycetes; Saccharomycetales; Saccharomycetaceae
Source: the annotation of a GenBank genome assembly
AUGGCAAAAGCAGUGAAGAGAGUGUCAAAAGCUAGUAAAAGUACUAGAUCUAAACCUAAGACAGUGAUAUCACAAUCACAGAGGAAAAAGACAAAAUUUAAGGUUGAAAAAAUGAAUAAACAACAUGAUGCAUUGUCCUUUAAUGCUGGUGAGAUGAACAAAGCAUUGAGAGGUUCUCCAAAGGAAAAUGAUAAGAAAAGUACAUUACAUAAGAGAGAUAUUCUAGAAGGUCGUCAAAAGGAUCGUGCAAUUAAAGACCUACUGGAUAAGAAAGAAAAGGCUGCUGAUGAUAGUUUACUAAAACAAAUUGAAAUGAUGUCUGGAUUUUCUCUUUGA